CGAUGCCAUGGCCUGGGACAUGAUCUUGAAACAUCUUUUCAAAAGCUCCUUCCUUCAGGGUCACAAAAAUACCUUGACUACAUGCAGCAGGGGUGCAAUCUCCUGAUUUUUGUGAAGUCCUGGAGCCCAUAUGCUUUCAGUGGCCCCCUAAGGAUUUGCAGCUUGCAUUCCAAUUUGUAUCAGAGAGCUGUGACUUCUGCUAUCAACUUGAGUGCCAACAGUGCCCUAGAGCUUCUGAGAGAGAAGCAGUUUAGAGCCCAAAGAGGACGAUCAAAUGAGCUGCAGGUUCAGAAAGUUCUUGACAGUCACAUUCAGGAGGAGGAUGAUAUGAGGGUAUGUGCCGCUGAACUGUUUAAAAAGGACAGACUCACGUAUAAGGAGAAACUCAACUUUACUGAGUCAAUGCAUGUUGAAUUUAAAAGGUUCGCCACCAAAAAGAUAGUCCCUCAAAUUAAAGAAAUGCUGCCUCACUAUGUGUCUGCAUUUGCCAACACUCAUGGGGGUUACCUAAUUAUUGGAGUGGAUGAUAAAAGCAAAGAAGUGUUUGGAUGUAAAAGAGAAAAAGUGAAUCCUGUCUUACUAGAAAAAGAAAUAGAGAACUGCAUAGAAAAAAUGCCUACAUUUCACUUUUGCCAUGAGAAGCCAAAGGUGAACUUCACCACCAAAAUCUUGAAUGUGUACCAAGACGAUGUCCUGUAUGGCUAUGUCUGCAUGAUUCAAGUGGAGUCCUUUUGCUGUUUAGUCUUCUCAGAGGACCCAGACUCCUGGAUCAUAAAGAAUAAUUCUGUCAGAAAGCUGACAGCUGAGCAGUGGGUGACCAUGAUGCUGGAUACUCAGCCAGGUAAAGAGAAGGCAAUAUCAUUAUCCAGCAGGGAGGAACACUUUCUGUGCUAUCUGUGUAUAUUUUGGCCAGAUGAUUUAGAUAAAGAAUAGAAAGUGAGGAGCUGGGGGAAAUAGCAUAAUAGUUUAUGCAACAAUCCUUUAUGCCUGAGGCACCAAAGGGCACCAGUACCACCAUACUCCAGAGAUUAAUGCUGCUUUGGUGGUUAAA
Molecule: messenger RNA, 1051 nt
Organism: Erinaceus europaeus (western European hedgehog)
Lineage: Eukaryota; Metazoa; Chordata; Mammalia; Eulipotyphla; Erinaceidae
Gene: SLFN14
Product: protein SLFN14
Exons: 1
Coding region: 82-933 (283 amino acids)
Biological process (GO): rRNA catabolic process; mRNA catabolic process
Molecular function (GO): ribosome binding; RNA endonuclease activity
Source: RefSeq, a predicted model, not a curated record